Molecule: messenger RNA, 2139 nt
Organism: Candida dubliniensis CD36
Lineage: Eukaryota; Fungi; Ascomycota; Pichiomycetes; Serinales; Debaryomycetaceae
Product: rRNA-binding ribosome biosynthesis protein
Exons: 1
Coding region: 1-2139 (712 amino acids)
Biological process (GO): maturation of SSU-rRNA from tricistronic rRNA transcript (SSU-rRNA, 5.8S rRNA, LSU-rRNA)
Cellular component (GO): nucleolus; small-subunit processome
Molecular function (GO): U3 snoRNA binding; rRNA binding
Source: RefSeq, a predicted model, not a curated record
AUGGCUAAACAGUUUAAAAGAAAGUCUAAUGGUGUAUCUGAGAAUAACAGGAAACGCGGAAGGCAGGAGUUAAGAAAGGUUACUCGUACAGCUGCCAGAAAACAACAAGACGAGAGUCAUGAGGAUGGCUUGGAUGUGAAUAACAAUUUUGAAGAGGACAAUGCCGAAGAAGAGAUUGAUGAAGAAGAAGUAGGUGAACAAGAUUAUGAUGAUCGAGGAAAAGCAUAUUCUGCCUUGUUAACCUUAUUGAAAUCAGAGCAUAAAGAAAAAUCAAAGAAUGUUACUUCUGGAUCAUUACAAGUAGAUAGAACCAACCCGUCUGAUUCCGAGGAUGAAGAGAUCGCUGGUGCCAAUGUUGAGGAAGACGAAAAUGAAGGUGAGGACGAGAAUGUUGAUGAGAAUGGAAUUGAUUCUGAAAGUGAUAACGAAGAUGAAGAUACCGUAAAUCGACUUUCUACUGACCCAUUUGAGCUGCAUUUUAACCUUCCCACGGAAGACUACUUGGCUAAAGAAGAGAAAUUGGUUUUGAAAGAUAAUGAGAAAUGGUGCACAGUAGAUAAACGAACAUAUUCUGACUUGGCUGUUACUUCGUUAGUUCAAUUACCCCCAGGUGAACCAAUUAACCCACCAUUAUUAAAAUCUUCUAAAUUGAAUGAGUAUACCAUCAAGAAACGUGUAUUGGAUUCAUACCAACAAGCAUAUGGUGCUGAAUUAACCGAUUUAGAAUCAACAUUAAUUAAUCCGAUACUCAAUUAUAGGGAUGUCAAUUUCCAAUACAAGUCAUUCAAAAACAAGUCUUACAGGAAACUAUAUACUUUGCAUGCAUUAAAUCAUAUCUUCAAGACUAGAGAUAGAAUAUUGAAGAAUACUGCCAAACUACACGCCGCCAAGGAGGAUUCAGAGGAAUUGGAGCUCCGAGAUCAAGGUUUUACCAGAUCAAAAGUUUUGAUCAUGUUGCCCACACGGGAUUCUUGUUAUGAGGUGGUUGAGCAAUUAAUAAAAUUAUCAGGAACUGAACAACAAGAAAAUAAAAAGAAAUUCAAUGACCAAUUUUAUGUUAAAGCAGCUCCACCGGCAAAUAAACCAGAUGAUUUUCGAGAUGCUUUCAAAGGUAACAAUAGUGAUUUUUUCUGUAUUGGUUUGAAAUUUACUCGUAAGUCACUCAAAUUGUAUUCUUCAUUUUAUUCUUCCGAUAUUAUAUUGGCAUCUCCAAUUGGGUUAUCUAUGAUAUUAGAAAACCCUGACAAGAAGAAAAGACAAUAUGAUUUUCUUUCAUCUAUUGAAGUAUUGAUUGUUGAUAGAUGUAAUCAAAUUGAAAUGCAAAACUGGGAUCAUGUCAAUACAGUGAUGAAAUAUGUUAACAAAGUGCCCAAAGAAUUCCAUGAUGCUGAUUUUAGUCGUAUUCGUAUGUGGUCGAUUAACGACCAAGCAAAGUUAUUACGUCAAACAUUAGUAUUUUGUGAGUAUCUAACCCCAAGUAUCAACAAUUUGAUCUCGAGUAAAUCACAUAACCUUUCCGGGAAAGUUAAAUUCAAACCCAUAAUAAAUUCUGAAAAUAGUAUGAUGAAUUCCAUUGGACUUAAAAUCAAACAAAUUUUCCAAAGAUUUGAUAGUCAAUCACCAUUGCAAGAUCCAGACGCUCGUUAUAAAUAUUUCAUCAAUGCCAUUCUUCCAUCAUUGCUCAAGACUAGUUCAUAUGAAGAUGGAAUAAUGAUAUUUAUCCCUUCGUAUUUUGAUUAUUUACGAGUGAAGAAUUAUUUAAAAACAUCAACAAAAUUUACUUUUGGCUCUAUUGAUGAAUAUAGUUCACAAUCAAAAUUAACUAAAACAAGACAAGAAUUUGCUAGUGGUAAAAUUAAAUUAUUGUUAUACACAGAAAGAUUGCAUUAUUUCAGAAGAUAUGAGAUAAGUGGUGUCAAGACAUUAAUCAUGUAUGGAUUACCUUCAAAUCCAUUAUUUUACAAAGAAUUGAUUAGGUUUAUUGGUAAAUCUGUAUUCAAGGAAGAAUGUGAUUUGGAUUUAGCUUUGGUUAAGAUAUUGUUUUCAAAAUGGGAUGCAGUGAAUCUUGAAAAAAUGGUAGGAAACGAAAGAGCACCUGUUUUAUGCAAUUCAAUGAAUGAAUUAUAUGAGUUUAGAUAG